Messenger RNA from Durusdinium trenchii, 1100 nucleotides. NCBI's taxonomy places the organism in Eukaryota, Dinophyceae, Suessiales, Symbiodiniaceae. The record is from the annotation of a GenBank genome assembly.
ACUAGGCACAUGCCAUUUUUGCAUGAUUCUUACUCGAGCCAUGUCCGACGAAAUGACAUGAAUGAAGCUGUCAACGGGGUGUCUGCAGCGAUGCUACACAAGGAUGUGUGCGAUUGCAUUGGCACCUUCGUGGAGCCCGACUGCCUCCUCCGGCUGGACCUCCUUUGCCGCCACUUCGUCUCGGCGCAGCUUUGGCGCCAGCGCGCACAGCAGCUGCUGGCCGUCGACGUGCCUCCACCCUGGGCGGAGCUGCUCGAUGCGCGAUACACGUGUCGAAGGAUCUUCCAGGUCCUCUACCUGGGCCUCCUCCGCCGCAGCAGCCGGGUCGACGAGCCCUGCGCACGCCGCAUCCUCGCGCCGCGCGAGGUCGUCCUGGAUGACACGCGCCACGCAGUGCCGCAGAACCUGGUGCUGCUGAAGCUCUACCACGGGCCAAAGCUCAUGUGCAGGAGCAUCAGUAGCAUCCGACGUUUCUAUCCGGAUAGACAGACAGCCUCUGGACCUGCCGAGGGGCCUGUCAUGGAGAAAGCAGACUUCGAGGUCCCCGUGGGACCGGAACUCUUGAAGAUGCUCGACGACUGGCUUUGCCAAUCGAUUUGUAAAAGCCGAAGUGUGGACCGACAGCUCUUGGUGAGUUCUGAGGUGAACAACCCAGACAUCUUGAAGAUCUUGGAUCUCUCGGUCAACUUGCAGAUUUGGGUUUGGGAGGGCGAGGAGUUUCGAGUUCUCAGUCCUGAAAUGCCUCUGCGCCUCGUGAGCCAAGAUCGAGAAGGUUUCCAGCUUCACUUCGUGCAUCUACCCUUUGCUGGCUGCGACUUCUCCAACUGCAUCGACUUGCUCAUUGAGGUGGAUGCCUUGCGGGAGAGCGCAGCGGUGGCGAUGCUCCGCGGCCGGGUGACCACCUGGCCGAGACAUCAACAGCUCCUUUUUGGCGGUUACCUCCGAGCUUUGCGGCCUCUUUUCCCAGCAGAGAAGAUUGACAGCUCAACCGCCAACCAGAUGUAGAUCAAAAAGGGGUUUUGGACGAGCGCUUUCUCAGGCUUUCAAUGAUAGAGCGUGGGUGGUCUACUUGCAAUCAGAGGAGGGCCUUCAUGUUCCGC